AGUACCACAGAUUACCUACCUAAGAUGUAUACCUAUUUAAAUACAUCCACCUCAUUUUUCGGUCUCCUAUUCACGCAAAAUGUUGCCAAAAAGUGUUGCCUUACUUGUUAUUAGCUGUGGAAUACUGGUGUUGGCGGGCGAAAAAACAAAAGUGACCAAAUGUACAAACGGAGCGCAGCUGCCCAUUGAGGUUAACAUCCCGGGAUGUUCUACGCCCCCAUGCGCCAUUAAGUUGGGUGAAUCCAUCAGUGCCUAUGUCAAUUUCACUGCUCCGUUGCACACGUACGCGCUCAAGGCGAAAGCAAUUGCGACAACAUCCAUUAUUCCAUUUCCAGUUGACUAUCCGCUGCCUCAGCCAAAUGCCUGCAAAGCGCUCACUAACACACACUGUCCUUUAGAAAUCAACGAACCGGCCCAAUAUAAACUUGAGAUGCCGAUCAGUGACAAAUUUCCAAGUCUUGAUUUUCUCUUGAGAAUUUACUUGGAAGCAAAUGACGAGAAGGAUAAUAUUGCAACUUGCUUUGAAGUGCUAUGCAAGACUGUAAAUUAAAGCUGUUUUGUCCAACCGAAUUCCACAGAAAUAAAUUCCUAAAUAUGA
This is a messenger RNA of Photinus pyralis (common eastern firefly), 598 nucleotides long. RefSeq names its product NPC intracellular cholesterol transporter 2-like. The coding region runs from base 80 to 550 and encodes 156 amino acids. The transcript is spliced from 4 exons. NCBI's taxonomy places the organism in Eukaryota, Metazoa, Arthropoda, Insecta, Coleoptera, Lampyridae. The record is from RefSeq and is a predicted model, not a curated record.